Coregonus clupeaformis (lake whitefish) is the source of this 1139-nucleotide messenger RNA. RefSeq names its product glutamic acid-rich protein-like. NCBI's taxonomy places the organism in Eukaryota, Metazoa, Chordata, Actinopteri, Salmoniformes, Salmonidae. The transcript is spliced from 4 exons. The coding region runs from base 375 to 1139 and encodes 254 amino acids. The record is from RefSeq and is a predicted model, not a curated record.
AUAAAAGUGUCUGCUAAAUGGCAUAUUAUUAUUAUUAUUAUUAUAAGAGUUGCACGGUGUUUGCAAUGCCAGGGUUGAAAUCUGAGCUGCAGAGGUAUUGUGAGGCGUGAAGCUGUACGAGUCAUCUCAUUUGCGUAUGCGUAAAUCUACCCUGAAUGGAAUAUUUUAUUGUGGAAUUGGGUUGGGCCAAUCUGAUUGUAUAUAUACUGACCAAGGCAACAGUAUAUUCUCCACUUCAGAAAAGAGAAUUCAACUGAGAGCAACGACAACACUCUUUCCUUCUGGGAGCUGAUAUUUUGGAUUAUUGCUUUUUUUCCUUAUUCUGCAGAGAUUUCUUUGCGAUUGUGUUAUUACUUCCUUUAUUUUUCAGCAAGAUGGCAUCUGCAAAUGCAGCUGGUUCAAGAAAACAAAGAAGGAUCCCUCUUGUCUGCAGAUUUUGCUUGAAGAACCAGGACACCCUCUCUCUACACCUCAGCAGAGUGUGCAUGAAGUUAAAAACAAAACAAGAGAUUGUUCAGGAAGUCACCACUGCCCGAGAUUCCAUGAUAGAGCAUCUUGGCAAAGGCAGGAUCUUUGACUACAGUUUACUGAGCGGUGUCGUUAUACAACAAGACGCACUCCGACUCCUGAUCCAGAAGCUUGAAGAAACGGAUCAUAUUGUUAAAAACAAGCCAGAAGUCAAACAAGCACCUCUCCAAGUGGAAGUGGCUCAUGUGUUGGCACCAGCUGAAGAUGCAGAUGCAGAUGCUGAAUCAGACAACAACACGGAGGAUGACCAGUCUGACCAGGAUGACCAGGAUGACCAGUCUGACCAGUCUGACCAGUCUAACCAGUCUGACCAGUCUGACCAGGAUGACCAGUCUGACCAGGAUGACCAGGAUGACCAGUCUGACCAGGAUGACCAGUCUGACCAGUCUGACCAGGAUGACCAGUCUGACCAGUCUGACCAGUCUAACCAGUCUAACCAGUCUGACCAGGAUGACCAGGAUGACCAGGAUGACCAGUCUGCCUUGUACCAACCACCAAUGAACCAGUCAUGGGACAACAAACUGAGAAAGGCAAUGCAAAUGAGUGGUUUGUACCAAAAGCACCCUCUGGAUUGUGAUCUGCUGGCUGGAUUUGCCAAAUAUCUCCGCUGA